AUGUGUAAUAUCAACGACCCUCGCAUACUGAAUGCUUAUAUAGCCAUCACUGAAGAAGAGCCUACAGAUUGGCUGAUUCUUGGAUACAGAGACACUAGAGACGUUAUCUCUUUAUACGCCAGUGGUGUUCAUGGCCUUAGUGAAUUUCGAGACAAUUUGACAAAUGAGAUCUUAUUUGGAUUUGUCCGAGUGGAGGAUAAAUUCAUCCUGAUCACCUAUGUGCCUGAUAGUGUUAGUGGUGUAAGAAGAGCUCGAGCACUUGUCCAUAGUCGAGCUGUAGCUGGCGUAUUAGAACUCUCGCAUGCUCAAUUUACAGCAUCUAGUCUAUCGGAUUUGAGUGAUACCAAUGUACGGACUAGACUUAAAUUAGGUCAAAAUCAAGUGCCUAAUAGACCUCGGUCGGUAACUAAACGAGCAUCAUUCGUUGUUCAGCAAAGGCGACGUAGAUCUGGCACAUACUCACCAUCACCCACCACGCCAACACCAUCAUCACCUUCUCCGAUAUCCGAGAGGAACUUGAAGCUUCAUUUAAACACCACAGAAGAACCUUAUUCGUUUUACGAGGAUAGUUCCGAACGCAUGACAGCAACACCCACUCCCUCUACGCCCACAUCUGUUGCCUCGUCGUCGUAUAACAAUAGCGAAUCGCCGUACUUUGCUGUAGCAGCAGACAAUAACACGAGCUUCAACUCCGUCGUCGAUGAGCAAGAGCGCAAGAGAUUGCAAGAUCAUACAGAAGCCAUGCUUCAAUUCCAGCUAUCGAAGAAGAAAGAGUUGGAAGAAGCGAGAUUUCGUCAAUUUCAAAGAGAUCAGCAAGAGGAACGAUUCAAGCGAGAGCAAUCUAUCAAGCGCAUCGAAGAAGAAGAAAAGCGACAAUCGCUACUGCAGCAACAAAAGGCUACAAAACAGAAAGAGCUGCCCAAAUGGCAGCAAGAGCUAAUACAGCGCAAACUGAAGAAGCAGCAAGAGCAGCAGCAAGCCGCAAAAGAUCAGCCAUCAACGACUACUGUAGAGCUAAAGCCAACACAGCCAAAUGAAUACACUUUAAAGCCAUUGCAGCAACUGCAAACGCCAAUGCUUUCCAAAAUACAGAUUCCUGAACGAUCAGUUAGCCCUGGUCCUCAAACACCAUUACAGAUGGUGCAGCUCAAAUCAACACCUAGAUCCGCGACAAUGCCAGUGGAGCCUAGAAAACGAGAGUCUAUACUGUUGAAGCAGAAAAGCGUACAUGAUCUUCAGACCAAGAAACCAGAAGAUAUUAUACCACCAUCUCCUGCCAUUGCCAUGCUUGUAGAAGAGCCUACUACUGUCAAAACUGCUCCUGUUGCUGCUGCUGCUGAGCCAGUGAUAGUUGCAUCACCUGACGUAAUCAAGGAGGUCAAGGUUCCUUCCGAAUCAGCGACCACACUGAUGACAGGCUUCAUUUCCGUGCAAACAAAUGUCAGCCCAUUUUGGAAGCGCCGUUACUUUGUUAUCAACAACCAAGCGUUUUUGCUCUACAAGGAUGAAAUGUGCAAAGGCGCUAUGUCGACUGUCAAUUAUAGCCAUGAUGUGAAGCGCAUUGCUCCUGCCGACGAAGAUGAAGAUACAUUUGUACCCAAUUCUUACAUGAUCUACACCAAUCAAGGCGAUUCAUAUCAACUAUUGGCUGACGACAAAAAGUUUGGCAAGCAAAUCUAUGCUACUUUGAAGCAACAACUUGUCUAA
Molecule: messenger RNA, 1707 nt
Organism: Mucor velutinosus
Lineage: Eukaryota; Fungi; Mucoromycota; Mucoromycetes; Mucorales; Mucoraceae
Exons: 8
Coding region: 1-1707 (568 amino acids)
Biological process (GO): regulation of actin filament polymerization
Cellular component (GO): cortical actin cytoskeleton; actin filament
Molecular function (GO): actin filament binding
Source: RefSeq, a predicted model, not a curated record